AUGACAUUCCGCUUCACCAACUCAACCAGACCUUCUGUUAACAAUGGCUCUUCUGUUGAGGAAGUAACUAGGAGUCUGGGCACUUCUGCCAUCAACUCGAAGGACAGAAUCAUCAUUGCCCUUGACUUUGGUACGACAUAUUCUGGUGUUGCAUAUUGUUUCGCUAGCUCUUCUGAUGUAAAGCCAGUCGUCGACUGGUUAGGUCUCGAGGGUCGCACACAGCCAAAAGUUCCAACUGCCAUCGCCUAUGACCCAGAUGACAGCUCAGAGUUCAAAUGGGGAGGACAGCUUUCCUGGCGAGAUGACCAUGUACAGGGUGUCAAGCUCCUGCUGGACCCUAAGCAGACAAGACCAUCAUACCUCCCUUCGGCUAACGUCAAGAGUGAGAUGAAAAGGCUCCCCAAGAGUGCUGUUGAUGUUGCAGCCGACUUUAUUGGAGCUAUGUAUAGUCACGCUCUGGAGAAAAUUGGGUCCAGAGUGCCUCGAGACUAUCUCGAUCUCUGUCAAAAGACAUUCGUUUUAAGUGUCCCGGCUGUUUGGUCAGAGAAGGCCAAGGAGAGUACUAUACAAGCUGCGAAGAAAGCAGGAGUCUAUCCUGUGAUUCUCAUCAAGGAACCCGAAGCAGCAGCUCUCUACACGUUCAAAACACAAGAGCGAGCGAUGAGUGUCGGUGAUUGCUUUGUCGUUUGCGAUGCCGGAGGCGGCACCGUAGAUCUAAUCUCCUAUGAAGUUGUUGCAACUGAACCAACGCUAGAUCUUGCUGAAGUGGUUCCAGGCACGGGUAACAUGUCGGGAUCAUUGGGUCUUAACAAGCGUUUUGCUGAAGCCGUCAAGGACCUUAUUGGAGAGGAGGAAUGGCUAUGUCUCAAACAUACAACUGCUUGGGCAAAGGCCGAACGUCAGUUCGACCAAGAGGUCAAGACAGCCUUCGCAGGGGAUUUAGACGAGGAGUAUAUUGUCAACUUUCCAGGUGCCCAUCUGCCAGACAAUGAAGAUGAGGGUUUGCGACGAGACACCUGGUUCAUGCCUGGGGAGGCGGUCCAAGAGAUAUUUGAACCCUUGAUUGGCGAUAUCAUUCGCUUGGUCAGGGAGCAGGUUCAAAGUGCUUUGCUUGAGCGCUCGAACAAACCUGUUAAGGGCAUCUUUUUGGUAGGCGGAUUCGGUUCGAGUCAGUACCUUAAAAUCCGUUUAGAAGAGUCAAAUCCAGAUGAUGCGUGGGCCGCUAUUGUUAAAGGUGCAGCACUAAGCCGACUAUCGCACACCAACGUAAUAUCAACAAAGUCGAUGCGCCACUACGGCGUCAAGUCAUGGUGUAUCUAUGAGCCUAUGACCGACAAGGGACGGCCAACUGAAAUUUCAAUCAUAAGCGGCGAGCUUAUGACCGAAAGAAUGGAUUGGUAUAUACGUAAGGGAGAGAACUUGAGGCGCGAUCGCGACGAACGGUACACUUACGUGAGGCAUAUUCCGAGAUCAUAUACGGAUAACGAUCUUCAGUUCGAAGACGAGCUAUGGAUCUCAGAGACUGGACCAACUCACCCUACCCAAGAAAUCAAGGUCACUUGUGUUCUGGAAAGUGAUUUGAGUUCGGUGAAUAAGUCGCGAUUCAAAAAGGUUCGAGGGAUCGAUGGCAAGAAAUGGUGGGAGGUUUGCUAUGAUCUUGUCAUUUCUACUAGAGAGGCUGCUAUGAAGUUCUGGUUGGAGUUUGAUGGGAAGGAGGCUGGAGCAGUCCUGGCGAGGUAUGAUUAG
Molecule: messenger RNA, 1746 nt
Organism: Fusarium subglutinans
Lineage: Eukaryota; Fungi; Ascomycota; Sordariomycetes; Hypocreales; Nectriaceae
Product: Hsp70 family heat shock protein
Exons: 10
Coding region: 1-1746 (581 amino acids)
Molecular function (GO): ATP-dependent protein folding chaperone; ATP binding
Source: RefSeq, a predicted model, not a curated record